Molecule: messenger RNA, 1833 nt
Organism: Styela clava
Lineage: Eukaryota; Metazoa; Chordata; Ascidiacea; Stolidobranchia; Styelidae
Product: lysosome membrane protein 2-like
Cellular component (GO): cytoplasm; membrane; lysosome
Molecular function (GO): scavenger receptor activity
Source: RefSeq, a predicted model, not a curated record
UUUACUCAAUUGUUUGAAAAAACUUGGUAAAAUGCCGAAGUGCGUGAUAGCAAGUGUUUUAGUCGGAAUUGCAUUGGUACUGGGUGGUGUCGUUCUUCUUGUUGGUAAAUACCCUGAAAAAAUUAUCGAUUCGGAAAUCAACAAACAAUUAGCAAUUUCGCUGAAUUCACCAGAAUUUGAUGACUGGAUGACCCCGCCCCCUCCUAUCUACAUGCAGUAUUGGAUGUUCAAUGUAACGAAUCCGGAUGCCGUAAUUGCAGGACAAAGAGCAAAUUUGACACAAAUUGGGCCGUUUACAUAUCGAUUGUACCAGCCGAGAUAUAACGUCGCUCUAUACACGAAUAACACUGUCUCCUAUCAGUACAAUCACACCCUUGUGUUUGUCAAAAAUAUGUCAUGUGCCGACCCCCAUAAUGUCACAAUCACGAAUCUAAACGUGCCAUUACUCACUAUUGCUGGAAUGCUGAAGAACAUGCAUAUACCUGCUUUUAUUUCUAAAAAAAUAAUAGAAAUAUUCAAAGACAGCAAGGUAUUUCCGCAACACACGGCCUAUGAAUUGCUCUUUGGUUACAAUGAUUCACUGUUAAGCUUCGCCCAUAUGUUUAUUCCUUCAUUUCCAGCAAAGUUUGGACUUUUUUACGGUUUCAAUAACACAGACGAUGGAGUAUAUCUUGUGAACAGUGGAAGGAAAGACAUAUCUCUCGUAAAUAAAAUGGAAAAGUGGAAUUUCAAAUCCGAAUUAGAUUAUUGGUCCGAUAAAUAUGGCAACAUGUUAAACGGUACCGAUGGUGUCUUUUUCCAUCCUGACAUGAAGAUAACAGAAACGAUCUAUGCUUAUUCAACAGAUAUUUGUCGUUCUUUACCGUUUAAAUAUGAAAUGAACACAGAUGUUCGAAGUAUCUCAACAUAUCGUUAUCAUACAACUGCAAUGGCAUUUGCAAAUUCCACCGUUAACCCCAACAAUGGAGCAUUCUGCGUUCCGGCUGGAAAUUGCAUGGGGUCUGGAGUCUUAAAUAUCAGCGUAUGUAAGGAUAAUGCACCAGUCGUUAUUUCCUCUCCUCAUUUUUACUUGGGUGAUCCUAAAUAUGUUAACGGAGUUAUUGGACUUAAACCGAAUAAGACUUAUCAUGAAACCUACUUGGAUAUUGAACCUACUACUGGCACUGUAUUAAGAGCAAAUAAAAGAUUACAGCUCAACAUCCAACUUGAAGCUUCAGAAUACUCGGAUGAUCUAAAGAACGUUAGAACAACAACGUUUCCGUUUGUGUGGCUGAACGAGAGUGUCACAGUUGAUGUGGAUUCUGCAAAUCAUCUCAAACAAGUCCUUAUGGUGAAGCAAGUCGUGUUAUCCACCCCUUAUAUUCUGUUUGGCAUCAGCGCUCUUAUUUUUGUGAUUAUAAUAAUCGUAACAAUUCACAAAAAUAAAAAGAAAGGAACCCCACUUCUCACUAAUGUUGAUUAUGAUGAAGAUGAGAAUUAAUUUAAUUUGUUAAUGUUUCUUUAUUUACUCUAAUUUGUAUAAUUAUUUUCUGAUUUUUCUCCAUUUUGACCCUUACUUUAAUAACUAGCUGUUUGCAUAUGGAUAGUGUGUCAUUAACGAAAAACAAUUUUUCUUUGAUUUUAAACAUGUACAUGUAUUAUACUCUUGAAACUGGCCCAGUUGUUCCGAAUCUUUUCUAUAUAUUCCUCUCUUCAAGCCUAUUUUUGUGCUUUUUUGUUUCCGUUAUUUGAUCAAUCUUUAAAGCAGUUCCCAAACUUUUAUUGCAGGGUGGCCCCAGGUUCCGCGGGCCACAAAAUUAUUUUUGCAUUGUUCGCGGGCCACAAUAGUGCCAA